Molecule: messenger RNA, 1005 nt
Organism: Zychaea mexicana
Lineage: Eukaryota; Fungi; Mucoromycota; Mucoromycetes; Mucorales; Lichtheimiaceae
Exons: 5
Coding region: 1-1005 (334 amino acids)
Cellular component (GO): Golgi apparatus; TRAPP complex
Molecular function (GO): protein binding
Source: RefSeq, a predicted model, not a curated record
AUGAACAAUAUGUGGAGAGCAGUUGCACGUUAUGCACGACAACAACUCGUCCAAUCCAAUCCAACCGACUUGGAACAAAUCUUAGAACUAUGGUAUCUGCGUCUAUUAGCAUUGACCAAACUUGGCUUGUAUCAAUUGGCGUCGGCCGAACUUGAUAAACUGGGCGAUCUGAGUCGAGCUGAAUUGACUUUUGAGUUCCAUAACGCCAUACCCAAGCAACAACAAGACAGCAGCAGUAGUGGUAGCAUGGUUCCCUUUGAACUGCGUAUCUUGGCAGCUCGAUUACCCGCCUGGCUUAAAUACCCCCUCGUGGCAUUGGAACGAUUGACAAUGCUUGCUGUGCAUUGUAAAAAGGUAGUUGUCAACUCUAUAUCUAUGAUGCACGCUAAAGAAAUGGGACCUUGGCGACAACGUGAAGCCCAAGUCUAUUUGGUGAUGGCCACACAAAUGAUGGAAAUGAAUGAUUACACAGGUGCAGCGUCCACCAUGGAGAUGGUAUCCAAACAGUUUGGUACCAAAAAGGAUGGGAAACAAGAUCUGGAUAUCCUGUCCGCAUUGGGUCGAUUGUAUCUGCAGUUGGGCGAUAUAGAAUCGGCCGAAAAAAUAUACGGCCAAGUCGAUAAGGAAGGAUCACAAAAUGAAGCUAUUGUUGAAACGGUUCAAAUGAAUAGGGCAUUCUUACUCAUGGCUAAAGGAGAAUGGAAUCAAGCUGCUGCAGUAUUACGCGGCAUACUAGAGGCGAAUAAAGAGAAUCUUCUGGUGGUGAACAAUUUGGCUGUUUGUUAUGUCUAUCUGGGUCAGAUUAGCACUGCUAUUGAGCUUUUAUCGACCAUGACGACUCAAAACCCAACAUCUGCAGGCACUUGCGAAACAGCAGUCAUGAAUCUUUGCACUUUGUAUGAACUACGCUAUGAUCCGGCUACUGGCCAUAAAGUCAAUGUCAUGAAACAGGUGGCGCGAUGGGUCGGGGAUUCUUUCCAGGCCGAUUGCAUAAAGUUGCAAUAA